This is a messenger RNA of Daphnia pulicaria, 1239 nucleotides long. RefSeq lists its product as uncharacterized. Bases 307 to 990 code for a protein of 227 amino acids. The record is from RefSeq and is a predicted model, not a curated record. NCBI's taxonomy places the organism in Eukaryota, Metazoa, Arthropoda, Branchiopoda, Diplostraca, Daphniidae. The transcript has 6 exons.
UCCAAAUCAGUUGCCGCCAGUUGCCAAGUUGAAAGUCGUCGACUUAGUCUAUUGCUGCUCGAAAUUGAAGACGCUAAUAAACAAGAGUUUGGCUGAAAAGAUCUGCGCAGAUUCCAGUUGACCUGCUGUGACGGAGCAGCCGCAGUCGAAGUAUACCAAAGUAUAACGCUUUAGCAAUAAGAGGAACACGCUGUAUACCCUUGAGGAAACCGAGGUAGUCGGAAAGGCUUCUGAAGAUUUAUAAUAUUCCGUGUUGUUUCUCGAGUGUGGCAACGGGAAAACCCGCAAAGAAACAGCCCAGCAAUCAUGGCCGCCGAACAGCAAUUGAAAGAUAAAAAAAAGAAUCGAUUCCGCGAACGCUUUCUAUUGACACAGGCAGCAUCACUGGACGAAGUAGUGACUCCAUCGGCAGGAUCGACGGAAGGUGACGAUCCGUCUCGCACCGCGGCUUCUACUAGCUUGUCGAAUUGUAGCCGAAUGCGGAGAAUGCUCUUCCGGCGUACGAGAAGUGAGACGGAAGGUGGAACGCGUAGUCCGCGCGUUAGUAAAGCAAAUUCUAUCGCCAACUCAACUCCGGAACAGGGUCAUCCGCGCUUGAAUUUCACACCUCAAUCAGCUGUUUUGGAAGAGGGUUCCACUGCGUCAACGGUGGUCACGCGACUCCAGUCCUUGAUGCCCCGAUCACCACCACCUCCUUACGACGGCAAUUCUGAGAGCGAAUCGGUACGUUCGGGGAGUAUAUGUCCACCCACUUAUGAUGAAGCAAUGGCGCAGAACGGACCCAACGACCAGAACGAUUCGAAUCUUUCAACAAUGGUUACUGCCAUGCCGAUUGGAUACUGCAACUGUCGUGAAUGUCAAGCUAGAUACUUCAACGCCGAAGAUGAGGAACAAGAGGACAAUUGUGGCGAUGCAGUUUUCCCAAUGGAGACUCAUGUGCUGAUGCAAGAAGUCCUUGCUGACGGAAUGGCUUUUUGCAGCCUCAUGUGAUAUGGCGAAUUUGAAAUUUCACAUGAAGAUAUGGGAAAAACGCGCAAGACCAAUGGAACAGCAGAUUUCCUGACGCGGCAAAAUCCACAGACAAGAAAACUAAUAUAUAAGCCGAGAGUAAAAACUCAAAGCCAUAAUUCUUUAUUUCCCCCCCAGAAUAAUAUAUAAAUCCAGCUACAUUUAUAAAGAAAUAACUCGUAUGAUUUUAGAACGUAAAGGAUAACUUGGACCGUCUAGAUUAUAACAGAA